GUGUGUGUGUGUGUGUGUGUGUGUGUGUGUGUGUGUGUGUGUGCGUGCAUGUGUGUGUGUGUGUGUGUGUGUGCGCGUGCGUGAUCAAACAGUCUCUCGAGCCGCGCCUCAUGAACUUUACGCGAGCAUCUUCCUGAUUUCCAACUUAUUUUCCCGGAAUCGCCUUUUUUCAGAAUUUGGGACAUGAAACGUGAUUUAGAAAAUACCAAUGCGUAGCUCCUGCGGAUUACGCGGAGGGGAAUACAUCCACCUAGUGCAUUUGACCACUCGACUCGCCUGCCUCCUGCACAUUUACUCAUACUACAUAAGCAAAAAAGAAAUCGCAAAGAUGCUGUGGAGCGACACACGCUUCGAUCAGGAAGCAGGCGCACACGAAGAGGAGAUGAACCUGCGACUUGCAUGGAUACGAUGAUUGGCGUUCAACUCGGGAAAGUUUCUAAGGAAGACAUUGCCAAAUUGGGUAAAAAUAAAAAAGUAUUAUGCCUAUCUUGAAUCCUGCAUUCGUGGGGAUGCCCUUGGCAUAAAGUACUCAAGUGUCCUCUGGGUCCUGUAACGUUACUGUACCAGGCGCAUCGCUAUCAGUCCAGGUCUAUGCGUCCUCCGCCUGCUCACACGCCGAUCUGUUUACGAGCCGAGCGAAGGAGGGAUGCAUAGUCGAGACAGAACACCUUUGAGAUCAAGGCUUCGGCCAUUUCUGUUAGGCCACUGCUUUUUCUCGUCAUUUCUUCUUUUAUGCCAGGCUGAGCUUCAGAGGUCAUGCUCACAGCUUGGCUCUCAGAGACGAGGUGAACACUGCCAGUCACUGUGCCACUGCAGAUACUACCCACCUCUACCUCCACCACCCCCACCUCCACCCCCUCCUCGGCUACUCAUCCCCACAGUGGCUGAGUCUCCAGUUCCUCUGCUUAGGCCAUGGUGGAUGGACUUCAUUGUGGUUGUGACAGUAGGGUGCACCUCGGCUUUCUUUCUACUCUUAAUUCUUCUCAUCUGCUUUAAGGCCAUUAAACGGAAACCUCUUAAAAAAGAGGAAAAUGGCACCAGUCGUGGAGAAUAUGCCAUGAGCUGCCGCAAGAAAAAGACCACUAAUAAUGUUGUAGUGUAAAACAGACACACAUUAAGAGCUAAUGACAUCUCUGCAUUGCUGCAUCUUAUCUUCAGAACUUACUGACCCAACGUGCAGCAGAAGUGUGAGCCCAAAAAUAUGAUGUCAAAGCAAAGAACGGAGCACAAGAAGAAGGUUAACUUUUUGGAAGACCGCAGCCUGGGCUAUCACACUAUUGCUCUGCUUUCUCAGAGAUCCACUUCCAUGCACAACCUGACAAACUGUGGCAUAGAGACAAUGGCAUAUAUUUGCAUGAUUUUUUAUUUCAAUGCCAAUAUACUAAUAUAUAAUACCAGAUGCUUUAUUUUACUUUUGAUGCACUGGUCUCAAAUCUAAUUUCUAAGCAUAGCGUUUUCUAUUUAUUUAAUAAAUUAUGAUUAUUUAUUUUGUCAACAUUGCUAUGGGACAGUGCAUGUCUUCUAAUGAGAAGAUGUUAAAAAAAAAACAACUGGCUGUGUUGUUCAGCUGUAUCUUAGGAAAACUGAACACAUGAGUUUGCAUGGUAUAUUGUGCACACAUAAAUUAAAUCCUCCUUGUGGAAAUUUUGUACUCAUACUAUCAUGUUCAAAAGAUUUGUUACCUUGCACAGUCAAGGCCGUGGAUUCAUAUUUGUGAUGUAUUUAUAAAUGUCUAUGUGAUAUAAUAUUGAGACAAGCCUAUGCACAGAUACUUAUACAACAUGUUACAUCAUUAUUCUAGGAUGAACCCUGGAGGUCUUUCCUGGUGUUCUGCAUUAAUUCUGUGGUAUAGCAUGGUUUCAUAUUUGCAAUGAGACUAAAAUGCCUGUCUUGUAUCCUCCUUAAGGCUAGCAUUCUAAACACUCCUUUGUCUGUGCAACUUUCUAGUGAUUACAAGGACAGUGGACAGUCAUACAGGAGGCAGUCGUUCAUGUUCAGAUGUGAUUACAUACUAAUUGUUCUCUUUACAAUCCAGCAGACAAGGGCCCUUCCACAAAAGUCUACACAGAUGCCUGAUGAACAUUAGUACUUCACUGAUGAAUGAUUGCAAGAAAGCUGGCAGCAUUUCAUCUGUGCUAAACUUCAUGUAGGCUGCCAUCAGAAAGAUAAUGAAUGUCUGUAAUGUUUCUGAUGUUAUAAUGACAGUAUAAUAUAAUCUAUAUGCGUUAUAUGCAUUACAGUUGGUUUGUAUUAAUGGUUCAACCAUCAUGUUCUGUGUCUGAGUGCUCUUUCUCUGUCUAUCUAACUACUUGUGAAAGUUGUUCUCAUCUGCACUGUAUCCUAAAAAAUCUCAAAAAGCUAUAUGUAAGAUAUAUAAAAUGUAUUAUAUGUACAAAUGAGAGGGAAUGAUGCAUGAAUGUAAACAGUGAUUUCAAGAUACUGUACCUUCUGGACUGUUAUUCACUCCUCCAGAGUGACUAAAUAUGUUUAUACAUAGUAGAAAUAAAACCUUGCAAAUGGA
This is a messenger RNA of Tachysurus fulvidraco (yellow catfish), 2521 nucleotides long. Its product is annotated as proline-rich membrane anchor 1-like. Lineage: Eukaryota; Metazoa; Chordata; Actinopteri; Siluriformes; Bagridae. The record is from RefSeq and is a predicted model, not a curated record. The coding region runs from base 647 to 1102 and encodes 151 amino acids. The transcript has 4 exons.